CCAUGGCAAAUGCUAAGAUGGCUGACGAAAAUUCUAAAUAAUUUUUUCUAACAACGUUUUAUAGAAAAAAUGUCUAAACUAGCAACAACAACCGAUACGAAUUUACAACCGACAUUGGGUAAAUGGGUCUGGAAAGAAGAAACAAAUACUUUAGAGUUCGUCAGUCUGCACCCAGAUAAUAAAGACAAGAGAAGAAAGAACAAGGGUCAUCAUGAUAAAAAUAGACUUGAUAGAGUCGUGUCAAGUGGGGCAAGAAACCUUGGAGGUGGUAAAGUUCGAGGUCCAGCUAGGUUAACAAAUGCCAAAUCUCCCAAAGCCAACAGACGAGAUGUAGAAAAUGAUAAAGUUAUGUUAGAAGAUAUUAAACGGGUAGCACAUGGUAUGAUGUCAGAGGUUGAUAUAAUACCUGAUUCUUUUAAUAUGUUAAAUGGUACAGAUGAAUUUGAUCAUUUUCUAUUAAAUUUAAUCACAUAUUUCAACUGUUUCUUUGAGAAAAUGGCUCAAGAUAAAAGGAAGAAUCCGAUGUAUAUAGAGCCGAGUCUGGCAGAGAGGAAAGCGCUUGCAGACGCCUGUGAAAGAUUAACGGUAGCCCAGAAGUUAUUAGGUCGAUCUUAUUGUAUACUUGUUUUAGGAUUAGGAUUAGAAAAACAACAUCACAUGUCUUGUGGUUUAUCUCGAGUAUCUUCAACAUAUCAAGAUAGAUCUAUGUUUGAGUCUUUUUAUAAUUUUUGUACCUUUGUUGUGUGGAUCACAUUUAGAAGAAGAGAUUUUGAAAUUGUCAAAAAAGAAAUAGGAAGAAUGUUACGAUCUGAUACAUUUAACCCUGCAAUAAGAGUCAAAUAUGCACAAGAAGAACCUAAAGAGGCGACCCAACCCACAGCUAAAAAAGAUGUAGAAGAAAUUAAGAAAGAAAACUCAGAAAUUAAAUUAUCCCCAGCUGAAUACAGACGGCUUCAUCCAAAAAGGCCAGCCAUCAAAUCUAUUGUAAAUCAGAGAUCUCCGGCCAUUGUAUCCUUAUUACCAUCACCUAAAGAAGAAGCCCAUUGGUUAUUUAAACGGGCAACACCUUCAAGGUCUGUAAAUGAAGAUGGUAGCGAUGAAUUUAGUUUGGAAGAUGAUUUAAUAAUUAACAUACAGAGAUACAGAAUGGGUAGUCUAUCUGUGGGUAUUUUAAACUCUAUUUUCAGAAUGGGUAGUCUAUCUGUGGAGCAAGGUUGA
Messenger RNA from Patella vulgata (common limpet), 1218 nucleotides. RefSeq names its product protein phosphatase 1 regulatory subunit 36. Gene Ontology annotation, biological process: negative regulation of phosphatase activity. NCBI's taxonomy places the organism in Eukaryota, Metazoa, Mollusca, Gastropoda, Patellidae. The transcript is spliced from 16 exons. Gene Ontology annotation, molecular function: phosphatase binding. Bases 70 to 1218 code for a protein of 382 amino acids. The record is from RefSeq and is a predicted model, not a curated record.